Rubroshorea leprosula is the source of this 1465-nucleotide messenger RNA. Lineage: Eukaryota; Viridiplantae; Streptophyta; Magnoliopsida; Malvales; Dipterocarpaceae. The record is from the annotation of a GenBank genome assembly.
CUUUAUUUUUGCUUCCCACGGCCGGAGUACCCAAUUUCCCUCCCUAAUUUCCGAGCUUCCCUCCCUAAUUUCUGAGCUUCCCUUCCCGAUAGAGUAGACCCAAGUAAUUUCUGAGCUUCCCUCUCUAAUUUGAGCUUCAUUUCUGCUAAAACUCAUACUCCUCUCAACAGAUUCCCCAUUUUCCAUCCCUUAUUUCUGAGCUUCCCUCCCCACAGAUCUCCAAAAUUUGUAAUUGAUUUUGGUAAAACUCAAAAACCCAUUGAACCCAGCUACAAAAUUCGUUUUCUCCAGUCUAAUCCAUCAACAACAAAGGGUUUCGCGCAACCAACCGCAGCCCCGCUUGCUUUCUCCUCUCCGUCAACCAUGAUCUGUUGAGGAUCCUAUUAAAGACAGUACUUGAGAGUAGCCCUCGGUUUUACUGAGAGAAGAAGAAGGUGGAGCAUGUAAUUCGAGAGCAGAACAUUUGGGGUGCAUUUGGCAUACUAGAGCUGUUCUGUGAGUUUGUUCUGGCACGCAUUCCUAUUCUUGAAAACUCAAAAUAUGCUGGGUACUCAUCUUGCUUCCGCAAAGAAGCUGGUUCACAUGGUCGAGAUACUCUUGGAAUUUUUCGAGUUCAUCAGUUUGAGAAAGUGGAGCAUAAAAUCAACCAUAUGCAUUUACAUAUGCAUGGAAUUCGUUCCUACCCUUGUUUUUUCUUGCAUUUACUUUACCUCACACUUUCAAGUCAAGAACCUUUUGACCCAAACCAGGCUGCAAGAUGAUAUGUGGGAGAAGGAAGGGUGGUUGGCCUCUCUAAAAUUACAGAAAAAGUUGGAGACUGAUAGAGAACGAAGCAGUAGGUCGAGAGCUUCACAGAACUACUGUAGAAUAUUGAGCCUUCUGCUAAGUAUCUUCCCUUUGCUGUGACAAUUUUUUGAAUUUAGGCAAAGAAAUGCUCUUGAGGUCAUUUUACAGACUCUAGUUUUAGGAUGAGCUUUAGAUAUCAUUGUAUCUUGGACAACCCAAUAUUAGCAACUAAAAUGUAAAUAAAACUUUAAGAAUAAAUAAUUUUUCUAUCUCCAAAAUGUGCUCUUUACUCUGUUUGUUUCAAUUUUUCAGCUGCUGUUCCAGAAUUUCAGUUAGAAAGGCCAGUAGAUGUUGAUGGACCAAGUGAGGUGUUGCCAAAACUGCAGCUAGAGGCUAUAGGUAUAAUUAUUAACUAGCCUGUAACAUAUAUAAUAUUAUUGCCUAUCUUGAAGGGGAGAAGGGUUUAUGACCUCUGUAACAAUAGGGCAUUUGUUCUUGUGAGCAAGUACAAAAUAAAUGUUGGAAAACAUUUUAGAGACCAAGAAGUAGAAACAAAAAAUGAUGACACAAAUCUUUGUGUUGGUUCUCUGCUUGUCUGCAAGGGGUGAGGGCUAUAUGGAGUACUAGAUGUAACUUUGUGAGGAAAGGGAAACCUGUAACUGGUAGGCCAGGUUUAUGA